CCGAACGGUGCGUUCAAGGGACUGUUUUCAAAAAAAAGUUGACAACAGAGAGACGAAGAAGAAGACAAAAAAGACGAAGAAGAGGAAGAGGAGGAGCGCUGAGUUAGAGCCGCUUCGAAGCCACAGCAGAGCUCCGCAGCACCGGGAGCACCGGGAGGAAUGGGCUGCAGCCACAGCAAGAAGAAAAGCAAAGGCAAGAAGGGAGAGAAGAACCAGAAGGACAAGGGAGGCCGAGAUGAAGGAGGGUCGUCCUCUGCAGGUAAACAUCCGUCAGGUGAGCCAGACUUCUGUCUGCAGAAGCAGCUCGAGCGCUUUGAGUGGCAGCUCAGAAUCCUAAGAGCGGCCAAUGGGAAUCCGGAGAGGGCGGAGCUUUUGAAGGACCACGCUGAGGAGGAGGUGUGCGCCCUCGUCCUGAGCCUCCUUGACAAGGUGAAAACUGAGACGACGGCCGAUUUGAACGUUUUCCACGAACAGAAAAGUCAAUCUUGCACUGAAGAACAUCGGAGGAACGUGGAAGAGCUGCAAAAGAAACACGAACAGGAGAGAACUGAAGUUACUGAAAAGUUCCAGGCGACUGAAAACGCCCUCAAGGAUGAAGUGCAGCAGCUGACCGCUGAUCUGCAGGUUUACAACAAGCUGAAGAGGAGGGUGGAAGGCUCCACGUUUAAGAAGGACCUGCAGAGGAACAUCCAGGCUCAUGGCAGCCCAGGUGCAUUCUGGGAGUCGGAGCAGGAGUCUCUGCUGUUUGUGAUCGAGAUGAAGAGUGAGUGCGUGCAGGAGCAGAGGAGGAAGCUGCAGCAGAUGGACGCUCUGGUGGAGACUAAUCUGUCUUUAGAGGAUCAGAUCGUCCACAUCCUGCAGCAGAACGAGGAUCUGAAGGUCCGGAUAGACAACGGCCAGACUCUGAUCCAGCAACUAUCGAAAGAGCAGCACGACCUGAAGGUGGUGCUGGAGAGGCAGUCCUUGCUCAACCAGAAGCUUUCUCAGGAAAAAGAGCAGCUGAUGUUCAAACUGAGACACAGAGACUCGUGUCCCACCAUCCACCUGCCGGCCAUGAUGCAGGAGAUCGCCCCCAGGUGAAAGAAACCCCGGUAACACCAAGGCUGUCCCGCUCUCUACGGUAAUGGUGAAUGUUGUUAUGUUAGCUCGUUAGCUUGUUAGCUUUGAAAGGAAGUUUGAUUCCUUUCAAACGACAAAUAUCUGUAUAUCAAAAGCCUUUUGGGGUUUUGCCCAUUUUGAAAGGCAGCGGCUACUUGAGGGGCUAGCUAGCGAGCUAACGGGUAUCUGGACCCCAUAAACUCGACUGCAGACCAUUUUUACCGUCUCUUCCUUGCAGUAUUGUAUAAAAUAAUAGUUUUUGGGCUUCCUUGUUUGUGUUAUCGGAGUUUGUCGUCACCUUUGUGAACGGAUCCAUCAAUCAUGCUGAUCAUUUAGCCGCGCUUUGGAACCUUCCAGUUCCACCGAAGUGCCUGAGACUCCAUUAAUAAGCAGUGAUGUCGACAUAAAGCUGGAUCUUCUGGUUUGUUAGGAAAAAUCCAACAGGAUCUACCUCAAAACGCAGAGGGUUGAAAACUAAACGACAAGUUGAGUGUCCCCUCCGACUCUUGUCCAGCUUGGUUAUGUUCCAGUGAAAAUCCUUGAAGGUCUUCUUCCACUAACCCUCCUAAAACACCUUUCUAAAUGGCACAUCAACGGUUAAGGAGUGCUCGCGAAUUAGCGAAGCUUCAAGAAGCGCUUGUAUUUAUUCUUCCUAGUCUUGGUCGUCCACUCCAACUACUCGGUUACUCCAAGCAUCCCAUUAACAAUCCAUUCUUAAAUAUAUUAGUGUGAAAGUCCGCUCGGGUUCUGUCCACCUCCAGGUGAAGGAAUCAGUCAAAGAUGCUCUAGAUUUAAAGCUGAACAGUAUUCAAACAAUCCCCAACUAGAACAAACGCUCCCAAAUCAACUCCGAUCGACUGCAAUGUUUCUGGUUCCCUAUAAAACUUUUGCCAAAUGUUUUCUUUUUUUUAAGUUUAUUCACUUUGCUUUUUGACACUUAUUUUGUGUGCCUUGCUUUAGUUUUUUUCCUUUUGUCAAAACCUAAACACGACUUGAUGUUGUUGGUUUUGACUCUUCAGUCUGCUGUCGAGGGAAGACACCACUUCACUUUCAGAGUCAAAUGUUUGAAUACAGUUCUAAGUAUUAACGAAGACGAAGAUGUUUUGUUGAACCUCACAAUCAAUAAACUAUGUAACGCGUCUAAAUCAGUAAAAAAAAUAAUAGAAUAGUGGAAUAUAUUUUUGUGUUUUAGCACGCCAGCAUCUUGGCUCAGGGGAAGCUAGUCAGUCAUUUCAAAGUAAAACCUCAGAAAAACCUGAUUUCUUCAUGAUUACGGAGGUUUUAUCACCCAAAUCGUCAGUGUUGCUCUAGAUCACAUUUCAUUACCUUGAGAUUGAGCAACAUUAGAAUUCUAACACUCACAGCAGAAGUAUGUUAACACGGCAAAACACUGAAUGUUUGAAACUAUUAUGCCACCAUGUGAAUUACCCUUAGUCAGUGAAAUGCUCGCUAACAUGCUACCGUUAGCAGGUUAGCAUUCAGCCUAGAAAAGUUGCGUUCAGCUUUUUAGCUCAAAUUGUCCUCGGCACACAUUCAACUGUUUUAUUUAGAGAUAAAUGACAACUGGCUGACUUAAUCUCAGAUGAUACUCCGAGAGUUUUGACAGGUUCUUGCUAAGUGUGGGUUGCUGCUCAACUAAACCUGGUUUAGAGAAACGCUUGUCAACACGCUAGUGUUAGCAUGUCGGAAAUCACACAUUAGAGUGUUAAAGUUGAGUCCAGUUUUUGACUUCACUUGUUGUAAAAAAUAGUCAUUUUACAGGCCUUCUAACGUUGAUAUACAAUCUUUUUUUUGCCUGGUCCCAUCAGAGACUCAGACUCUGCUUUGAUUACGUAGCUUAUUCUUCAGGUGAAGGCCCCUGUGGCUAGUUAGCAGUUAUCAGUGAGCUAGCUAGCCGCUAACAAGCUGUUGCGCUAGCAAGGUAAAAUGUUGUGUGGUUUGCUCACAGUUGGAUCAGCUAACGCUAGCGAGCUAGCUAGGUAUGAACAUGGGUACUCUGAUGCUACGGCUUCCCCAUUUAGCUCCGUCUGUCUUUACCGUUGAAAAGUUAUCAAGAACAACUCGAUCACAAUAAUGACUGUAAACAUCUCGCCUUUGAAAAGCUUGAUAAGUGUUGGAUUUAUUAUGCGUUACUUUUUGAAGAUGUGAAAAUGUUGCCAUUUUGUCAGUUGAGAAUUGUCUUUCUCUUUUUGUUAAGUGACAAUUAAUUCAUGUGAUGUGACAUAUUGCCAAAAAAGUCUGCGUUUUGACAACUCCGUCUCCUUUGCACUAGCACUUUGACAAGUAUUUUACCAGGGGUUUGUAUAAGUGAGAGUAGUUUUUCUCCAUGUUGUAUAGUUUAACUUUUUUUUGGCUUCUCUCAUGUAGAAACAUAUUUCAUCUUUGCUUCAUUGGAUUUAAAACCAACGGUUUGUCUUUCCUUUUGUGUUUUUGGCUUGACUUAAUAAAAAGCUGCAAAUAAAACUGUUGAGUUUCAUG
This is a messenger RNA of Pungitius pungitius (ninespine stickleback), 3576 nucleotides long. It is a transcript of the gene ccdc69, whose product is annotated as coiled-coil domain containing 69. Bases 160 to 1080 code for a protein of 306 amino acids. The record is from RefSeq and is a predicted model, not a curated record. Gene Ontology annotation, molecular function: microtubule binding. Lineage: Eukaryota; Metazoa; Chordata; Actinopteri; Perciformes; Gasterosteidae. Gene Ontology annotation, cellular component: nucleus; cytoplasm. The transcript is spliced from 9 exons.